CGGGACGGGCACCGGGAGCGGCUCCGGCUCCGCCUGGGCCCGGGACGCGCCGGAAUCGCGUCACGCCGCGAGCCCAGCGCCGGGAGUGACGUCGGGGCCGGGCAUGGAGCCGGCGGCCGCCGAGCACCGGCAGCAGCUCCGCAGCCUGCGGGAUUUCCUGCUGGUCUACAACCGCAUGACCGAGCUGUGCUUCCGCCACUGCGUCUGCAACCUCAACUACCGCCUGCUCACCGGCCGCGAGGAGAGCUGCCUGGAGAGCUGCGCCGCCAAGCUGGUCCACGCCAACCACCGCCUGGUGCGAGCCUACGUGGCGCUGAUGCCGGGCAUCGUCCGGCGCCGAGCCGCCGCCGCCGAGCGCAGCGCAGCGGGGACCGGGGCGCCCGGGGCCUCUCCGGACCCGGCAGCGACAGACGCUCCGGGAGCCGACACGUAGCGCGGCCGCGGCCCGGGGCACCUCGGACGGCGCGGACCGGCCCCGCGCUGCAGCGGCGGGUCGCUGUGUGCCGAGGCUGUGUCUGUGGUGUCUGCGGCGCCGGGCCGUGCCGUGCCGUGCCGUGCCCAGGGGGGCCGCGGGGGGCCGGCAGCGCCUGCCCUCGCCAGGGAGCUCCCACGCUGCUGAGGAGCAAAUCCCCAGCGCUAAUAAACUGUCUCUUUGUGA
Colius striatus (speckled mousebird) is the source of this 658-nucleotide messenger RNA. RefSeq names its product translocase of inner mitochondrial membrane 10B (gene TIMM10B). The record is from RefSeq and is a predicted model, not a curated record. NCBI's taxonomy places the organism in Eukaryota, Metazoa, Chordata, Aves, Coliiformes, Coliidae. The transcript is spliced from 3 exons. Gene Ontology annotation, cellular component: mitochondrial intermembrane space chaperone complex. The coding region runs from base 104 to 433 and encodes 109 amino acids.